Molecule: messenger RNA, 1890 nt
Organism: Pezoporus occidentalis (night parrot)
Lineage: Eukaryota; Metazoa; Chordata; Aves; Psittaciformes; Psittacidae
Gene: ISL2
Product: ISL LIM homeobox 2
Exons: 5
Coding region: 301-1584 (427 amino acids)
Biological process (GO): positive regulation of transcription by RNA polymerase II; axonogenesis; neuron fate specification
Cellular component (GO): nucleus
Molecular function (GO): cis-regulatory region sequence-specific DNA binding; DNA-binding transcription factor activity, RNA polymerase II-specific
Source: RefSeq, a predicted model, not a curated record
UUUUCGUUUUUAAAUUUCUCUUUUCGUUUUUAUUUAUUUCUUGUUUUUUCGAUUCUUCUGGAUUUGUUUUGUUUCCAGGUUUAUUUAUCUUCCUUUGAUUUCUUGUCUCUUACUGUUUUCAUUUGUCCAUGUUCCCAUUUUAACUGUCUCUUUCUGGGUUUUUGGCUGGUUUUAUUUCUCUUUCCAUCAUUCUGUUUUCAUUUCUUUUUCUUUAUUUCUUCUUCUUUAUUUCUUCCAGUUUUUCCUCAGCUUUUGUUUUAAUAACUCUGCUUUUAUUUCCUUUUCCGAAAUUCUACCUUUAUGUCUCUUUCUGCAUUUAUUUCCAUCGAUCAAGUUUCUUCUUCUUUUCCGGCUCUAUUUUUUUCUCUUUCGUUUCCUGUGUCCUUUCUUUCUCUCCAUGUUUCUGUCUUUUUGUCUCCGUAUUUGGAAAAAAAAAGAAAAAGAAAAAAGAAAGAAAAGUCAAAAAUAAAACAAACAAAAAAAGUGUCUUUCCCUAAUUCCUGGCACUUCUGCUUUCACUCAUUGCUGCCCCUGACUGUGCCCCGCUCGCUCCCGGCAGGGCGGCCGGGGCUGGCCCUGUGCGCGGGCUGCGGGGGCCGCAUCCAGGACCCCUUCCUGCUGCGGGUGUCGCCGGACCUGGAGUGGCACGUCGCCUGCCUCAAGUGUGCCGAGUGCGGGCAGCCCCUGGACGAGACCUGCACAUGCUUCCUGCGCGACGGCAAGGCCUACUGCAAGCGGGAUUACAGCAGGCUCUUCGGCAUCAAGUGUGCCCAGUGCCGGGCGGCCUUCAGCAGCAGCGACCUGGUGAUGCGCGCCCGCGACCACGUCUACCACCUGGAGUGCUUCCGCUGCGCAGCCUGCGGCCGACAGCUCCUGCCUGGCGACCAGUUCUGCCUGCGGGAGCGCGACCUGCUCUGCCGCGCCGACCACGGGCCGCCCCUCGACGGCGCCGCCGGCCGCGGGCCGCGCAGUCCCGCGCUGCCGCCGGCCGCCGCCGCCGCACACCUCGCAGAGCCGGUGCCCGGGCGGCCGCCUGUCCCGCGGCCGCCGGCGCACAAGGCAACGGAGAAGACCACCCGCGUGCGAACGGUGCUGAACGAGAAGCAGCUGCACACGCUGCGGACCUGCUACGCCGCCAACCCGCGCCCCGACGCCCUGAUGAAGGAGCAGCUAGUGGAGAUGACAGGGCUCAGCCCCCGCGUCAUCCGAGUCUGGUUCCAGAACAAGCGCUGCAAGGACAAGAAGAAGUCCAUCCUCAUGAAGCAGCUCCAGCAACAGCAGCACAGCGACAAGACGAGCCUGCAGGGCCUCACCGGGACACCGCUGGUGGCCGGCAGCCCCAUCCGCCACGAGAGCGCCGUGCAGGGCAGCGCCGUGGAGGUCCAGACCUACCAACCGCCCUGGAAGGCGCUCAGCGAGUUUGCCCUGCAGAGCGACCUGGAGCAACCCGCCGCUUUCCAGCAGCUGGUCUCCUUCUCAGAGUCUGGCUCCUUGGGCACCUCCUCCGGCAGCGACGUGACCUCGCUGUCCUCCCAGCUCCCCGACACCCCCAACAGCAUGGUGCCCAGCCCGGCCGAGACGUGAGGCGGCCCGGCCGCCCGCCGCCGCGGGACUUCCGCAUGCCUGCGCUCCCUGCAUGAGACACCCGGCCCCGGGCCGCUCCCAGAGCGCCGGACAAACGCCUUUGUUUUUUAAUUAUUCUUAUUUAAAAACAAACAAAAAAUGUGUUACUGACGGCCAAAAAAGCACCGGGAUCCUCGCUGCCUUCACCAGACUGGAGAGAGAGCCCUUGCCCUCAUUAUUUCGUUAUUUUGUUGUUUUGGUUUUGUUUUUUUUUUCCCUGCGGAUUUCGAUGUUUCUUUUCCCCAAAGAAACGCGGAUUUCCCCGCU